GCUAAAAAUCGUGCCGAUGGAUGUGAACCAUCUAUAAUCGAUGAUCCAAGUUGCUGUAUUGAUGGUGAUGCUAACGCUGUUAUCAGAGGUAAUUGGAGCAAGAAGCAACAUCAGCAACAUCCAAGUUUAGCAUCACAAACUUUAACAGAACCUAGCACAGCUGCUACUCCUUCAUCGCAUAGUAAGAGCAGAACAACAACAAUAACAGCAACAACACCAAUAAAUAGGAGUAAUGAAGGUGCCGGGAGCGGUAAAUCGGUGCACGGUAUCGUUGCAUCGUUAAUCCGAGCGGCCGAAGAGACGCGUUUUCAGGCACCCGAUAAACCUACAACACUAAAUUUUACAAGCCGACGCCAGCAACUGCCGAGUGCCACUGCUACUGCCAUCUUACAACAGCAGGUAUCUUCCUAUCGUUCAUAUUUCUAG
Gongylonema pulchrum is the source of this 426-nucleotide messenger RNA. The record is from the annotation of a GenBank genome assembly. NCBI's taxonomy places the organism in Eukaryota, Metazoa, Nematoda, Chromadorea, Rhabditida, Gongylonematidae.